Triticum aestivum (bread wheat) is the source of this 873-nucleotide messenger RNA. RefSeq lists its product as uncharacterized. The record is from RefSeq and is a predicted model, not a curated record. Lineage: Eukaryota; Viridiplantae; Streptophyta; Magnoliopsida; Poales; Poaceae. The transcript is spliced from 4 exons. Bases 1 to 657 code for a protein of 218 amino acids.
AUGGAUCCCACGCCCCACGACAUACAGGACGAUUACUACUCGGGGCACCUGCCAGCCAAUGCUCGGAGGCUGGAGGAUGUCCUUGCAUGGGCUCCGGAGUCGCGUGGUAUAUUCAGCAUACGCAGAGCCUACAAGACCGCUCUGGAGGAGCGGACCAACACGUCCAUGUGCGCCAUGAGCAAGGCGCCGGAUGGCGUCAGGAAGGCAGUAGGACCCCAAGCAGGAGAUGAAGUGGAGAGUGUUUCGCUCCCGCCGCCGCAAGCCUGCUGGUCUGACGGAGUUCGUCGUCGGCGCCGUGAUGCGCCUCCCGGUGCCUAUUCCUACGGUGCCUGCUCCAGCGGUGAAGGAGGAGGCGUUGGGGGAUCUGGUGGCCAGCACAGCAGAGAUGGGAGUGAAGCCUGGUGCAAGGAAGAACAAGGCGAAGAUGCCGCUGGUGAUAAGGAGAUCCCCAUGCUUCUCCCGUCGUUCGCCGCGUCUGCUCAGCCUCGCUCGCCUCCAGCAGGGAUGGGAGUCUCGCCGGCGGGCAGCCGCUUCUGGCUGCUCGCUGGUGAGGACUCUAACGGGGAUGCUGGGACCUCGUCAGAUCUAGAAGAAAAGGUGCCCAGGGGAAAGAAUGUUGAUGCUGGGAACAAAACUCAUUGUGCAAGUAGCAAGUGAUGUCUACAAGGCUGCACAAGGUUGGCGUUUUGGAGUUCUCCGAAUCCAGCAGUGACAGGGAUGAAGACUUCUCCUUUUGGUGCUUCGGCGAAGUGAAGUGGGAAUCUGCGCAUGAGGCUCAUCUUUUGUGCCUACCUAUGUGUUGCAUUAUUUUCUGUAGUUUCUUGCUUGGCCUGGUUAUAAUUUGGGACUUCUCUGAGAUGUAAUAGAGCUAGC